This is a messenger RNA of Thlaspi arvense, 3428 nucleotides long. Lineage: Eukaryota; Viridiplantae; Streptophyta; Magnoliopsida; Brassicales; Brassicaceae. The record is from the annotation of a GenBank genome assembly.
AAAAAAUAAAAAAGUGCCUUGUUCGUAGGAACAGAGGUGGGUGUUCCUUGUUUCAUCACACAAUUACUUCAAAUUGAAAACCAGCGAAGAGAGAUAAUGGCGGAGGGGCAGUCUCCGGAAAAUUCACCACCGGAACCUCCUCCCCCUUCUCCGGCGUCUCCCUCUUCCAACGAUCAAACAACAUCUCCUCCUCCUCCUGCGGACAAUCAAACAAUAUUGUCUCCUCCUCCAUCUUCACCUAUAUCUCCUCCACCCCAACAACAACAAGAAACACCUCCUCCUCCUCCUUCGUCGGAAAAUACCCCCAAUGACUCUUCCUCUUCGCCUCCACCACCACCAUCUGACUCCUCCUCCUCGCAAUCACAAUCUCCACCUCCUCCUUCACCGCCCCCACCGCAUCAAAAUGACAACAAUAACAACAACGAAAAUAACAAAGGAAAUGAUGGAGGCAGCAGCAAUGGAGGAGGCAGAAACAAUUUGCAUCCUCCUCCACCACCGUCUAAGACUUCCGACCAUAGCUCACCUUCGCCGCCAAAAUCGCUGACGCCUCCAACAAGCAAUGGUGGCUCGAAUUCGUCAAGUCAGAACAUGGGUGCUGUUAUAGGACUUGUGGCUGCAGCUGGACUUUUGUUCCUUGUCAUGAUAUUGCUCUGCGUCUGUUGUUUGCGGAAGAAAAAGAAGAAAUCAAAGCUUGGUCAGAUGCCGUACUACGGAAGCAAUGCUUUCGCUGCAGGCAAAACUGGGGGUGAUCAAUAUCUCAAUAGUGCUGCUACACAACAACAACAACAACAGCAGCAGCAGCAACAACAUUACAACCAAAAUGAACAUACUGUGAACCUGCCUCCACCUCCUGGAUCAAUGGGCACAAACUGGAUGAAUUCACCGCCGCCACCACCACCUCCAGGAAACUGGCAGCCAAUGCCGUCGCCACCAGCACCAGUCUCAGGAGGCGUGAAUAUGGUCCAAAGCAACGAGAUGAGCUCAAAUUACUCAUCAGGUCCAUACGCUCCGUCUCUACCACCGCCUCACCCUUCAGUGGCUCUUGGGUUCAACAAAAGCACAUUCACUUACGAGGAGCUCGCCGCAGCGACUCAAGGUUUCUCAAAAGACCGUCUCUUAGGUCAAGGAGGGUUCGGAUAUGUUCACAAAGGAAUCUUGCCUAAUGGUAAAGAGAUUGCGGUGAAGAGCCUUAAAGCCGGAAGCGGACAAGGCGAAAGAGAGUUCCAGGCAGAGGUUGAGAUCAUCAGCCGUGUUCACCACCGACAUCUCGUGUCUCUUGUCGGGUAUUGCAGUAAUUCAGGAGGACAGAGGUUGUUGGUCUAUGAAUUUCUUCCUAAUGACACACUUGAGUUCCACCUCCAUGGGAAAAGUGGAACUGUGAUGGAUUGGCCUACAAGACUCAAGAUUGCCUUAGGAUCAGCUAAAGGACUUGCAUAUCUACAUGAAGAUUGUCAUCCUAAAAUCAUCCAUAGAGACAUAAAAGCAUCAAACAUUCUGCUUGAUCUUAACUUCGAAGCCAAGGUUGCAGAUUUUGGUUUGGCCAAGCUCUCUCAAGACAACAACACACAUGUGUCGACACGAGUCAUGGGGACAUUCGGAUACUUAGCUCCUGAAUAUGCAGCGAGUGGGAAACUAACAGAGAAAUCAGAUGUUUUCUCUUUUGGAGUUAUGCUUCUUGAGCUCAUAACCGGACGCAGACCUGUUGAUCUAAGUGGUGAUAUGGAAGACAGUUUGGUCGAUUGGGCGAGGCCAUUAUGCAUGAACGCAGCUCAGAAUGGAGACUAUGGAGAAUUGGUUGAUCCAUUUCUUGAGAAGUGUUACGAGCCAUAUGAGAUGGCACGCAUGGUGGCUUGUGCUGCUGCAGCCGUGAGACACUCUGGUCGACGCCGCCCAAAAAUGAGUCAGAUUGUUCGAACGUUGGAGGGUGAUGCGUCGUUGGAUGACUUAAACGAAGGUGUGAAACCGGGACAGAGCCCUUACAUUGGCUCGAGCGGAGGAGACGGAAGCUCCGACUAUGAGACGGGCACGUACGGUGCCGAGAUGAGGAAGUUCCGGAAAGUGACAGUGGACAGUCGUGAUUACGGAGCAAGUAGCGAGUAUGGUGGCACGAGUGAGUAUGGGCUUGACCCUUCUUCCUCCAGCAGCGAGGAGAUGCACAUUGGAGGAGGCCCCACCAACAAAACUACUUCUACUCGUGGGCUUUGAAAUGGUAAACCAAAUCAUCAUCAAAAACCGUUUGAUUAAUAUAUCUAUUGUCUUUUUGUCCGAAAAUGUGAUUGUCGGAUGAGUUUGUUCGUUGCAACUUAAAAAGAAAAAGAAAAACGCUAAAACGUUUUUCACUUUUUCAUUAUUGUAUCAAAAGUCAAAACAGCUAUGAUUGUAUCACAUGUGGCUACGCUAAAAUGUUUCUCUCAAAAGAGUCAAGAUAGUAGUGAAAUGUUUGUUACCAAAAAAAGCGCCUUCUAAAUUACCAUUUUACCCCUGAACAGACGAAAUGUAUUUCAGAAUUACUCGUAGCCGGCAAUGAAUCGGAUAAGCAAGCUUUGUAGAUGAAUGAAAGUGGAACCCAAAGUUGAAUCAAUCUCUAAAGUUUCAAACUUUUGUUUGCUAAUAAUCUUCUGAUGAAUGGUGAGACUAAAAGGACUAUCUAAAACUGAAUAAUUUCCGAAAAUGCCCCUCGAAUGAGAUCAGAAACAGAGGAUGACGACGGAGAAAGAGACCAUGAAACCAUAGAGAAGGAUCAAGAACCCGAAAUGUAGAGCCCAAUUCCUCUUAAACUUCCCGACAUAACUCUCCGACGGCUCUUGGUACGGAACUUCCAGGUCUCCGGCAGCUGCAGCGGCGGAGAUCUCGUCGUCAGCCACGGCGGAAGCCGCGACGGUUUUGACGAAUCUGAGCUUCUCCGUGGCGAGUCCGAGAGUGAGCUUGUGGCACUGACGCUGGUACUUGAACCCGUUGAUGCAACGGAGUGUUUGCGCGACGGAGAUGUAGAAGAUGAGGUGAGAGAAAGAGAGGAAGCAAAUCGGUGCCCAGCAAUGGCGGCAUUGGAGACGGCUAGAGGGUUGAGAGAGGGAAGCGAAGAUAAUGGCGAGGAAGAUGAAGAAGAGGUUGAAUAGCUUGUUAAGCUUCUUCUUCUGGUUGUCAAUGGCUCGUUUUUUCUCAAGGGUUUUCUCGAAGUGGAGCUGGAUUAUGGUGUUUAGAGCUUGAAAGGCGGUUUCUUUCGGUAUAAACGGUGGUCUUUGAUGGUGGUGGUGGAUCUCGUCGUCGUCGUAGUCCGCCAUUGGAGAACUCAGAGAGAAAGAGAGUCAAGAGAGAGGAAGUGUGGGUCUGUGUUGGAAACAUGUGGCUGUGGUUCGUAUCUCCAGGACCCAGGUCUAUCAAUUUUAAACGGUCUUUAAAGUUUUUUUUUUAAUAUUUUUGUUUCUGCA